UUGACUGUUACAGAAAGGUGUUUUUUUAAUUUGAAAGCCGUUACCGGAUAGUGUUUUAAUGCAUUUCUCUUCGGUUUGGGGCUCAUGUAGAGUUGCCGAGUCUGCAGCUUUGAUUGGAUUCAGACAGCAGGUGAGGGUUGGUCCAGCGAGAUGAGUUAUUUUUAUUACACUAACAUGAAGUAAGACGUGUCCGCACGAUGACCUGUCGGCUUUAAUACGAUCUGUCAUUAAAACUUUAAACAAGACUUUUCUGACAUUGCAUUACCUUGGCUUCACUCUGACCAGUUGAUUGUAAAUUGUUUCUGCAUUUAUCGUACAAGCACAUUUUAGCAACACAUUGCAGUGUGGCCUUGUCUGUGUGGUAGUUUUAUAGUAAGACUUGGACUUAGAUGAGAGGCAGCACCUGCGUGUCCUGCAGAACCUGUUUACAAAACGAGUUUUCAUGUGAAAGUCACUUUAGUCUCACUGAACAACAGCCGCUACGAUUCUGCUGCCUACAGAAUAAGUUUAUGUAAAAGGACUAAAUAAGGAAAUUACGAAUGAAUGAAUGAAGAACACAUCAUCCUGUGUUUAUGAACGUCAUUAAUUAGACAUGUGGUGGCUGCUGUGGGUGCUCGCUGCAUUGCUGGCUCUCUUUUGCAGCCUGGAUGUGUGGUACUUCCUCCGGGUCGCGGCCGUGAUCCUCCGGGCCUGGUUUCAGCCUCCAGUGUUUGACAUCACAGCUGAGCAGGUCAUGUCAGGCUGGGUCACACCCCACGACAUUGACCUGUGCCAUAUGAACAAUGCUCGUUACCUUCGCGAGUGCGACUUUGCCCGCUUCUCCCUCUACUUCCGUAACGGUGUCUUCAAGGCCCUGCGAGCUCUCAGAGCCACAGCUGUGGUGGGGGCCACCACCAUCCGAUACCGCCGGCCCCUGUGCAUAGGCGAGGGCUACGAGCUGCGCAGUCGCAUCGUGACUUGGGAUGACAAAGCCUUUUACCUGGAGCAGAGAUUUGUGUCCACAAAUGAUGGGUUGGUUUGUGCUGUCAUGUACUGCAAGCAGAGUAUCGUACGUAGCAGCCCAAGCAAGAUCAUGGAGCACCUGUGCAAGCGAAAGGUGGAGUGUCCUGAGUUUCCUGAUGACCUUAAGCACUGGGUCGACUUCAUCUCUGCAAGCAGCCAGGCCUUGAGGGCUGAGAGUGGGCUAGAAGAGAAGAAUAAAUGAGUCAUUGAAUGGACUGAUACUAAGGUUAAUCCACAAGCCCUUCUUCGCAGUUACUUGACUAAGGUGUACAGUCUGCGCUUUGUAAAACCAUCUGUACAAAGAUCCAAAAAUCUGCUUUACAUGCAAACUGUAAAAACUUUAGAGAUGUGAGAUCCACAUUCUUCCACAUGGCUGAAUAUUUUUUUACAUACAGCAAAGAGGAAGUAACACAUUUUGUAUGUUCUUCUACUGUGAAGGCAAAGAAACUAAUAAAUGUGUAAAACUGA
Messenger RNA from Betta splendens (Siamese fighting fish), 1470 nucleotides. RefSeq names its product protein THEM6-like. The record is from RefSeq and is a predicted model, not a curated record. The coding region runs from base 593 to 1204 and encodes 203 amino acids. Lineage: Eukaryota; Metazoa; Chordata; Actinopteri; Anabantiformes; Osphronemidae. The transcript has 3 exons.